AUGCUUUUAAGAGGUGUAUUUUUAUUCAUAAACCUUAUUGCCUUAUCAAUCGCAAAGACUGUUACAGUAACAUCCACUAGAGACUUUAGAGUGGGUCAAUCAAGUCUAUUUAAUGAUGGUAAGAUAGAAGCAACUCUUACGAGGAGUAGAGUCUCCGAUUCAUCAAAUGAUUCAUCUAAUGCAGCUCAAACAACAGCAGUGACUAGUUGUCAUUUACACGGUUCCGAACAAUUUUGUAUAGAUGGUGAGGGAAAUGAAGGCUCUAUAGUUCCUGCUCCAAGUGGAACUGUGAAUUCGCCUUCAAGUUACACGGGUUGUCAUUCCCACGAAGGAGAUACUUUUUGUCUAAACUCAGAAGGAGAUGAAGUCCAAUUUAUGAAAGAAUCAGAGUCCUCGUCAUCUUCAAUAUCUUCGUCGUCUGGUGGAAAAAAUUGUCACUUUCAUGCCGGUGUGGAACAUUGUGUUUCGGAAGGUGAAUCAGAACAUGGGGCUACGACUGAGGCUUGCGAAAGAGUUAAUCGUGAUUAUGAUAUUCCAUUAAGAAUUGGUUUGCUUUUUGUCAUCCUUGUAACAAGUGCAAUUGGAUCUUUUGGACCCAUAUUCUUGACAAGCUUCUUCAAAUUUAAACUAGAUGGAAUAAUCAUUACUAUUCUUAAGCAAUUUGGUACGGGCAUUAUUAUAUCAACUGCAUUUGUUCAUCUUAUGACCCAUGCCGAUUUAAUGUGGGGAAAUUCAUGCAUUACCCUUGGAUAUGAGUCAACAGCAACAUCAAUUACCAUGGCAGGCAUCUUUCUCACCUUCUUGAUAGAGUACAUGGGAAAUAGGCUUAUUGGCUGGAGGACUAAUAAAUCUUCAAAGUGUUUAAAAGAGAGAAAUAAUCCUGAGAAGGCUAACGAUAUUACUGAAGAAACCAUUAGCUCUGAAAGUAUCCAUACACACAAUGAUUUGAUAUUAGUUAAUGAUGAGUUCUCGUGUGUUGUAAUGGAAGCUGGGAUUGUCUUUCAUUCUAUUUUACUCGGUAUAACUUUAGUUGUAGCAGGUGACUCAUACUUUAUUACUCUCUUCAUUGUAAUCUUAUUUCACCAAAUGUUCGAAGGAAUUGCUUUGAGUACAAGAAUUGUGGAGCUCUCUAAUACCAAAUUAUUAAAAAAAUUACUAAUGGCAGGAGUUUAUUCAAUUGUUACUCCAGUUGGUAUGGCUAUAGGCAUUGGAACUCUAAAUAAAUUUAACGGUAAUGACCCAAGCACCAUAAUAGCAUUGGGUACAUUAGAUUCAUUUUCAGCCGGUAUCCUUAUUUGGACGGGGUUGAUUGAAAUGUGGGCCCAUGAUUGGAUUUUUGGUUAUUUGGCUACAGCAUCUUUCUUAAAAACUAGCAUAGCUUUGACUUCGUUGAUAGCUGGCUUUAUUCUAAUGAGUGUGCUUGGUAAAUGGGCAUAA
Debaryomyces fabryi is the source of this 1437-nucleotide messenger RNA. It is a transcript of the gene ZRT1, whose product is annotated as Zrt1p. Bases 1 to 1437 code for a protein of 478 amino acids. Gene Ontology annotation, cellular component: plasma membrane. Gene Ontology annotation, biological process: zinc ion transmembrane transport. NCBI's taxonomy places the organism in Eukaryota, Fungi, Ascomycota, Pichiomycetes, Serinales, Debaryomycetaceae. Gene Ontology annotation, molecular function: zinc ion transmembrane transporter activity. The record is from RefSeq and is a predicted model, not a curated record. The transcript has a single exon.